Ictalurus furcatus (blue catfish) is the source of this 6473-nucleotide messenger RNA. It is a transcript of the gene carmil3, whose product is annotated as capping protein regulator and myosin 1 linker 3. Bases 355 to 4443 code for a protein of 1362 amino acids. The transcript has 40 exons. Gene Ontology annotation, molecular function: protein binding. The record is from RefSeq and is a predicted model, not a curated record. NCBI's taxonomy places the organism in Eukaryota, Metazoa, Chordata, Actinopteri, Siluriformes, Ictaluridae. Gene Ontology annotation, cellular component: lamellipodium; plasma membrane. Gene Ontology annotation, biological process: regulation of Arp2/3 complex-mediated actin nucleation; cell migration.
AAUGUGUAUCUUUGACCUCGAAUCCUUAAAAUGAGUUAAAUGGCCGUAAAGCUUCCAAGGAAAACUACUUUCCCCUGAGAGUGUAACCUACAUGAUAUUUCCUGCUCUGAGUGGGGACGAAUCAAAACAUGCACCGAUUCGACUCUCAAACAGAUUCACAUCUAAGGAGUCGACUCGGUGAAGUGAGUCGGUAAUGCCCGUACUCUUUUUUCGUCUCUGCAUCCGCUUCCUCUGUCUUUGAUGUGAUAUGAUCACAGGCAUCGGACGCUCUGACUCGCAGCCGUCGGUUGCGCCGUUUGUUAGCCCAAGGACGAGGAGACGCACGCGGGACCUCCGGCGCAGCACGCGCGCAACAUGGCCGCGAAAGACAGCGUACCGGCAAGCUUUCUGAGCGUGAGCCGGGAGAUGACAGAGAGCAUCAAGAGCGUGAUUGACAAACCGUCUGUCAGGUUUGCACAAGCCAUCAAAGUGGAAAGCAAGAAUGGGAAAUCAGAAGACAGGGUUUUGGUGUUGGCUACAUGGCGGCUGUACCUCAUGGCGCCAAAAUUGCCAACCAAGGUGGAGCAAACAUUUAACUACCUGGAGAUUCGUGCUAUAAGCCCUCAUCUAGAGAACCAGGUCGUCAUAGAGACAGACAAGUCCACCUACGUCUUCAGGCUACAGUCGAGUGACCACAUGGAUCAGCUGCUCGGCCACAUCAACUUCACUCUCUCACGCAUCUUCAACAACUCCAUGUGCGUUCCCUCGAUCUUUCAAGCAGAUGGUGAGGUCCCUGAUGGGGGACAUAAAUAUUCGCCAAGCUCCGAAACAUCAGUGGAGGCUCAGAGAGCGUGUGGAGGUUUCUCGGAGACCUACGCUGCGCUGUGCGACUACAACGGCAUUAGCUGCAAAGAGGAAGUGCAGUGGGAUGUGGACACUAUAUAUCACUCCCAGGACAAUAGGGAGCUUAAUCUGUUGGACUUCGCUCACCUAGAGAGCAGAGACCUUGCCGUCAUCGUGGCAUCUAUGGCGUACAACACAUGGUUCACCAAGCUCUACUGCAAAGACAUGCGCUUAAGCUCAGAGGUAGUGGACCAGGUCCUCCACACGGUCAGUAAGUCCAGCAGUCUGGAAGAACUCACUCUGGAGAAUGCAGGCCUUAAAGCAGAUUUCCCUCAGAAAAUGGCUGCCGCUCUGUCAGAAAACCCGGCGUCUGUGCUCCACUCCCUCAACCUGGCCCACAACACAUUCGACAAUCAAGGAGUGUCAAAUCUCAUCCAGCAGGUGUGUCAGCUCAGCAAAGGCCUCCAUCUGCUUAACCUCUCCAAGACCUCAUUCUCCUCUAAAGGUGUGAGUUCUCUGUCUCAGGCUCUGUGUUCUAGUGAUGACUACUCCAACUCUCUUCUGCAUCUCGACCUGAGCAAGAACCCGGGCAUUCUUUCUGGGGAGGACGCUACGAAUCUGUACCUGUUCUUGGCUCAGCCCAACUGCUUGGUGCAUUUGGAUCUCUCAGGCACAGACUGCACAGUGGAAUCACUAUUUGGCGCUUUGCUCCGAGGCUGCUGUGCUGAUCUCUCCUACCUGAAUCUCUCAAAGAACUCCUUCUCUCAAAGGAAAGUGAAAGACACACUGCCCACCUUACGUCAGUUCUUUACCUCAGCAUUCAGCCUCAGCCAUCUCAGCAUGGCCUCGAUGAAGAUGCCCCCAGAUGUGCUCAGGGCUCUCUUUCUGGGACUGUCGUCGAAUCCUCAUGUCUCUGACCUGCACCUGGAUAUCAGUGGUUGUGAGCUCAGAUCAGCAGGAGCAGCAGUGAUAAAGGACUUGUUUCCCCAAGUCUCCUCCAUCAGUACCCUGGACAUCUCAGAUAAUGGCUUGGACACCGAUCUUUACACGGUCAUCCCUGCCUUCUCUCGCCACCCCUCCCUCAAGCAUCUGCUGCUGGGCAAGAAUUUCAAUGUCAAGGGCAGGCUGCUGGAUGAAAUCCUACAAAAACUAGUGCAGUUAGUGCAAGAAGAAGAGUGUGGUCUGAAGAGUUUGUCCCUAGCUGACUCCAGACUGCGAUCCCGAGGAACUGUGAUAGUGAACGCACUUGGCAGCAACGCAUGCCUCAGGAAAGUGGAUUUGAGCGGCAAUGGUCUGGAGGACACGGGGGCCAGGAUGCUGAGCAAAGCCCUGCAGAUCAACACCACUCUCAGGAGCGUGACGUGGGAUCGGAACAAUACCACAGCUGCUGGGUUUCAGGAUGUAGCACGCUCUAUGGAGCAUAAUUUCACUCUGCAGUGCAUGCCUGUGCCUCUGAGCGAUGUUACACAGGCAUACCGCAAUUCCCCCGAGAAGACGGAACAGGCAAUGACAAAGAUCCAGCGGGCAUUGUUAAGAAACAACCAGACUCAGCGCUUCUCUCAGAAACAGGCUCUCAGACUGCAUCAGGGUCUGGUGACUAGCACCGCUGAGCAGGUGAUGGAGCGCCUGUGCGUGCGUGUUCAGCAGCAGGUAUGUGUAUUAAGAGCAUCAGGCGAGGAAGAGGAGCUGCAGGCUGCCAGACAAGUUCUGAAGGAGGCCAGGAACUCUCGUGCUCUGUACCCUUCUCUGUGUGAGCUGGCUCAUGUGCUUUCCAUAGAUGGGCCAGUUCGACAGAAACUAGAGUCUAUCACUGGAGAACUGGCUAAAGCAGCUGACAAAGAGCUACAAGUGAUUGUGGACUCCAUGGUAUCUCUGUGUCGGGAGCUAUGUCCCCUUUCCUCGGCUGCAGCAGAGCAUCUUUCUCCUCCUCUCUCUUCUAUCUCUGAGCGCGUGUCCAUCCCCCGUUCUGCCAUCCGCACUGCGUUGAUGGAGAGAGCAGCCCAGGACAUCAACCAAGCUCUAGAAGAAGUAAAGAUGUCUGUGGUUUCCUAUCUCACCAACUCAGCAGUGGACCAGAUCCUUCAAGAGCUCUAUGCCACUCACAAGACACUGCUUCAGCAGGUGGCUCGAGUGAGGCGACCAGACGACAGUGCCACGAUCCGACCCGCACUCCGACACGCUGACACCGUUGACAUCCCUGAGGACGAUUUUAGUAUCAGCAUUGAUACAAUUGCCAUAAAGAAGCGCAGCUCUAGGACUCGACGCAUCCGACCCGUCUCCACCAGGCUGAGUCUAGGCGAUGAUCCCAACUUGUCCCCUUCACUUCCAGCACCUCGUGCAUCUGCUCUGCUUUCUCACAUAGCCUCUUGGGACAAUUUGUCCAGCUUGCCUACUCAAGGUGCACCUCUGCGCCACGUAACCCACAUAAGACCCCGCCCACCAAGAAGGCAUAGGCCUGGACACACCCCUUCAGAUAUGCAUUCUUCUGAGAACGGUGGGGUGAACCUUUUGGAUGAUGGACUGCCUGAUUUCUACACCAAGAGGGUCUUACCAGACAGCCAAUUGUCCUCUCAUCAUACCCAGACUCUGAGGCGGAAGAAGAGGCGCACCGUGCUGUCCAUCUUUUCAGGAUUCCGGAAGAACCGUUACUCCGCGUCACAUCAAGAGCCGGAGCCUGUGAUCCAGGGGGAAGUGUGUGGUGAUGAAUGUCGCACCGAGUCUUUAAAUCCCAGCGCUGGUACAGAGAACCUGUACUCUGUGAUUAUCCCUAAGGAUUUCCAGAGGGCAGAAACAUCGCAAGAGGAAGUCAACGGCGGUCUGGGAGAUCAAAGACCUCCUCAGAUCUCUGGCCGAAAUUUGCACGGCAUACCACUGCCAGGGUUGAGGACAGCGAGCCCCUCCUGCAUCACAUGGAGACAAUCACCCGAAUACAGCGAGGUGUUCGUCUCCUCAGGCACGCCCGUCCCCACAAAGAGAAACAAUAAAGGACAGAAAGCUCCUAAAGACAAUCAAGACAAGCCACUUGUCCAGGGUUCGAACUCGUCCUCUGCUCAGCUGGAGGAGGACGUGACGGUGGAGUCGCAGCAGAAACCCGAUCCUCCUCCUCAGAGCAGCAAGCCUAGUCUGGGGGACACCAGACAGCACCAUCUGGAGGAGAACUCUGUAGAGGAUGCUGAAGGAGAGAAAGAUGUGGACGAUGAAAAAGAGGACAUCCAGAGUCAGGAAGCGCAAAAGCAAAAAGCAGAAGGACAAACUCCUCCCCUCUCUGAAAAGCUAGAUAAUUCACCGGAGGAAUCUUCUGACGAGAAUCAAGUACAGCCUCCUGUACCAUGUGCCCAUACCAAGCCUACAUCCAGAUUGGUAGAUUCCCCUGUCACUCAAGGUGCAGAGGAAGACUCCUCCUCAAGUGGAGCGGCUACAAAGCCUCACAAGAACCGAAAGGCUCACUCCUGCGAAGCAGGCUUUACUUCAGGCAUGGAGGAAGGCAGCCCCGGCAAUGUGGAGAGGUCCUCAGACCCUAAACCCCCGGUGAAAAAGCCACGACUUCCUCAGAGAAGAAAUAAAUCUUUUGAUACUCCUGGUCAACAAAGUCCAGAGCCAAGCAGCAGUGAAGCCUCGUGAUUUUUGUUUGUUUGUUUGUUUUUGUUUUUGUCAGGCAGGCAAAAGAGUGGCGAAGAAGACGGACGGUGGUCAAGCAAGAGAGUGACAGGGUUGUGAGGAAUGCUCUUAUGCUUGAAUGAAAUUGCAUUCCCAAAUCUCUGUCAAUCUCGCACACACACGCGCUCACACACACACACACACACACACACACACACAUACACACACACACACACACACACACACACACACACAUACACUGCUUGACUGGUGUCUUUCAUAUGUUUUAAAUUAUUCACUCACUUGUUUUGCAUCAUUCAUUCCAUUUCAGCUGUUUCUUACAAGAACGUCUGUCUGUUCCUCCAUCUCUCUUUUUCUCUGUCGGUCUCUCUGUCCUUCCGUUUUUCCAUUUUUGCUUUCAUUACUGCUGUACCUCCUUUAAAAGGUAAAAUGAGCAAUAUUUCCCUCUUGCAAUUCAUAAGCUGUGUAUGGUGUAAUUUACUUGCACUGUCUUCUCUCUAUCACCUCAGAAUAUCAUGUCAACGUCCAGCAUUGCCCCAGUUUCUAUUCCAUGCCAGCUAGAAAAGCAAUCACACUGGUGGAAAAAAUAUUUGGUGGGGAAGUUUCCUUGAAAAAUAAUCAGGAUUGCUUUUUUUUUUUUUGCUUGAAAAGUGAAUGGAAUUUCACUUACAUCAGUGUUUUGCAGUCGUACCACACUGAAAUGCAAUCACUGUCCAAUCCUUGUCAUGAAAUCAAGGAAUGCAAGAUGCAAUGCAGUGGUUUUGCUUUUCAGUGUCUCAUGUUAUCUUAGAGUGAUGUAAGAUGCGAUGCAGUUAAGGUUUUACUUUUUAGUGCGGCAUGUUUGGGGUUUUUUUGUGUGUGUGUGUGCUUUGCGUUUCUAAAUGACACUGAAUCAUUUCCAUAGACCUCUGUAUUUUAUGUUUUUGUGGGGUUUUUUUUUUAGAACCUGCAGGAUGUCACUGUGUAGAAUCUCCAUAGCGACUGUGUAAGCUGAUUUUGCACCGAAUAUUGAUUGAUUAAAAAAUAUUUUCAUUACAUCUUUAGGCUUUUCUUUUCUUUUUUUUUUUUUUUAAAGAGAAUGUUAACUUCAUUUCCAUUAAUUGUUCUGAUAAGGUUGUUCUUAUCCAGAUCAGCAACACGGCUGUCAUUCACAUGUCUUUUAUGCUGUCCCGUACAGAGCAGAAUUUAGCUGUAUUUAAAUGAGCUCUAUUUUUUACUGGUGUUGUGAAUGUGACAAAGUCAAUAAAAAGGAGAAUCUCAAUACUCAAAGGCUGGUUUCUGAGACACGGGCCUGAGGACAUUUUCUUUAAGCAGCACUUGGACAAAAAUGACAAACUAGCACAAUAUAGUAUAAGCAUAAUUCUAAAAUAAAAGCAUGAUAACUUCUAAGCAUACAAGCAUGCCUGUUCUUCCAUGUUUACCUUGGGAAACACUUAAAAGGAAUUGCUCGAACUCAGCUACAGUAACGAGAAUAUUAAUGAUUAAUAUUCAGAUUUAAAAUACUAAAUAAGGCAUGUGAUGGUAGAACAAUCCACAGAUCAACAGACAGCUAGACAGAUAGAUCAGCAGACUGAAAGACAGAUAGGUAGAUGGACAGAUAAAAAAAAUUGGUAGACAUACAGAUGGAUGGACGACAGAUGCAUAUAUAGAUAGAUUGACAGACUGAAAUACAGAUAGGUAGAUGGACAGAUAAAGAGAUGGACAGAUUGAAAAAUAGGUAGACAGAUGGACUGAAAGACAGACAACUGGACAGAUAUAUACAUGGACAGAUUUGAAAAAUAGACAGAUUAAUAGAUAGACAGACCGCUGGACAAAGAUCGACAGAGUGAAAGACAGGUAGAUGGACAGAUUGAGAAAUAGGUAGACAUACAGAUGGUUGGAGGGAUGGACGCUUAUAUACAUACAUAGACUGAAAGACAGAUAGGUAGGUGGACAAAUAAAGAGAUGGACAGAAAAUAGGCAGACAAACAGAUACAGUAGAUAGAAAGAUAUACAAAUUGAAAAAUAGGUAGACAUGCAGACAGAUAGAUAGA